AUGGCGCCGGUUUAUCCAAAGUUCGACACCAACAAGUCAGGCCACCUCAAGGUAUCCUCCGUUCACUCCGUUUACUGGGAGGAGUGUGGUAACCCCUCUGGUGUACCGAUCAUUUAUCUCCAUGGCGGGCCUGGCGGCGGCACAGAGGAGUCGGACAGACAGUACUUCGAUCCGGCCCACUACCGUAGCAUCCUUUUCGACCAGCGUGGCUCCGGCAAGUCGACCCCGCAUGCUUCCUUGGAGGACAACACCACCUGGACUCUAGUGGAGGACAUUGAGAAGCUGCGUCAACACCUUGGUGUCGACAAAUGGAUUGUCUUUGGCGGUUCAUGGGGUUCGACUCUCUCUCUCGCUUACUCGGAGACAUACCCAGACCGGUGUCUAGGCCUUAUCAUCAGGGGCAUAUUCACUCUGAGAAGGGAAGAGCUUGAAUGGUAUUACCAGCAGGGGGCCAAUUUCCUGUUCCCAGACUACUUCGAACCUUAUGAGGCCGCCAUCCCCAAGGAGGAGAGAGGAGAUAUGAUGGCGGCUUAUUACAAACGCUUGACCGGGGACAAUGAAGAAGAGAAGCUCAAAUGUGCCGGUGCUUGGAGCCGUUGGGAGGUAUCAACCAGCAAACUUAUGGUCGACCCAUCCUACAUCGCUAAAGCGGACGAUCCCAAGUGGGCUCUCGCAUUUGCACGCAUCGAAUGCCACUUCUUCGUGAACGGGGGCUGGAUGAAGGACGGCCAACUAGUUGAUGACGCCCACAAGAUCAAGCACCUCCCUAUCGUCAUUAUCCAAGGCCGAUAUGAUGUGGUAUGUCCCGCAAAGACGAGCUGGGACCUUUACAAAGCCCUGGGUGGCAAAGACAACAGCAACAUAGAGUACAAGAUCAUCGGCGACGCUGGACACAGCGCCCAUGAAACGACCAUUGAGGAAGCCCUCGUGGAUGCGGCUGAGAAGUUCAAGUACAUUAAGCCUUGA
Messenger RNA from Neoarthrinium moseri, 966 nucleotides. RefSeq lists its product as uncharacterized. Bases 1 to 966 code for a protein of 321 amino acids. Lineage: Eukaryota; Fungi; Ascomycota; Sordariomycetes; Amphisphaeriales; Apiosporaceae. Gene Ontology annotation, biological process: proteolysis. The transcript has 3 exons. Gene Ontology annotation, cellular component: cytoplasm. Gene Ontology annotation, molecular function: aminopeptidase activity. The record is from RefSeq and is a predicted model, not a curated record.